CCCCGGGGGUAUUUAAGGCCGCCCCCCGGCGGCUGCCCCGGGGCCGGUGCGAUGGCUGAGGAGGCGAUGGAGAGCUACCUGUAUGCCGCCUACCACCCCUACUCCUACCGCUACCCGCCGCCCAAGGGCAAAGGCGGGGCGGCGGGCGGCUGGCGGCCGCGGGGCGGUGGCUACUUCUCGGGCUACGGGGAGGCGGCGGCGGCCGCCGAGUACUUCGACAACUACCAGCGGGCACAGCUGAAGGCCAUCCUCUCCCAGGUCAACCCCAACCUGACGCCGCGGCUCCGCAAGGCCAACACCAAGGAGGUGGGCGUCCAGGUCAACCCGCGGCAGGACGCCUCCGUGCAGUGCUCCCUCGGGCCCCGCACGCUGCUGCGCCGCCGCCCCGGCCCCCCCGCUGGGCCGCGGCCCCGCGAGCCGGAGCAGGAGCAGGGCAGCCCCGCCACCACCAGCACCCGCGCCGUGCGCUUCCCCCGCACCAUCGCCGUCUACUCGCCCAUGGCGUCCCGCAGACUCACCGCCUUCCUGGAGGAGCCGGAGCCGCAGCCGGAGCGGCGGCCGCAGCAGGAGGGGGCGGCGGCCGUCGAGGAGGAGCCGGCCGCGCUGCGGGAGCAGCGGGAGGCGGAGGCGGCCGCCGUGCGGGCGAGCUGGGAGAAGCCCCCCGAGGCCGGCGCCGAGCCGCUGGGGCAGCGCCCGGCCGAGCCGCUGGGGCAGCGCCCGGCCGCCACCCCGGAGCCGCCGGCGGCGGGGCCGGAGGAGAGCCGGGAGGAGAGCCGGGAGGAGGAGGCGGCGGCGGCGGCAGCAGCAGCGCGGGCAGAGCCGCCAGCUGCCCCCCAGAAGCGGGAGCCGGCGGCGGGCAAGACCCGCCUGCGCUUCCAGUUCCUGGAGCAGAAGUACGGCUACUACCACUGCAAGGACUGCAACAUCCGCUGGGAGAGCGCAUACGUCUGGUGCGUCCAGGGCACCAACAAGGUCUAUUUCCGGCAGUUCUGCCGGACCUGCCAGAAGUCCUACAACCCGUACCGCGUGGAGGACAUCACCUGCCAGAGCUGCAAGCAGACGAGGUGCACCUGCCCCGUGAAGAUGCGCCACGUGGAUCCCAAGAGGCCCCACCGCCAGGACCUCUGUGGGAGGUGCAAAGGGAAACGCCUCUCCUGCGAUAGCACAUUCAGUUUCAAAUACAUCAUCUGA
Molecule: messenger RNA, 1191 nt
Organism: Gavia stellata (red-throated loon)
Lineage: Eukaryota; Metazoa; Chordata; Aves; Gaviiformes; Gaviidae
Gene: ZAR1
Product: zygote arrest 1
Exons: 4
Coding region: 52-1191 (379 amino acids)
Biological process (GO): translation
Cellular component (GO): cytoplasm
Molecular function (GO): mRNA base-pairing post-transcriptional repressor activity
Source: RefSeq, a predicted model, not a curated record